AUGAGCAUGAGGCCCAACGCCCGUGUCCUUCGUGACAUUGCCAAGCGGCAUACGGUGCACUCGAACGAGCUCCUGCGAACAGCAUACAAGUAUAUUGCCCGCAAUACAACGCUUCCUUCGCGUGUGCGGUACAUGGCUCAGCUGGAGCUGAACAACUUUCCCGCCAAGUCGCGCCCGGCUUUUGUGAAAGACCGCUGUAUCGAGACGAGUCGUGGUCGUGGCGUGUUUACCGAGUUUGGUCUAUGUCGCUAUCAAUUCCGUCGGAAGGCCGUGCACCAUGAAAUUCCUGGUGUAGAAAAGGCGUCGUGGUAA
Malassezia restricta is the source of this 312-nucleotide messenger RNA. Its product is annotated as small subunit ribosomal protein S14. Lineage: Eukaryota; Fungi; Basidiomycota; Malasseziomycetes; Malasseziales; Malasseziaceae. Gene Ontology annotation, cellular component: ribosome; mitochondrial small ribosomal subunit. Gene Ontology annotation, biological process: translation. The transcript has 2 exons. The coding region runs from base 1 to 312 and encodes 103 amino acids. Gene Ontology annotation, molecular function: structural constituent of ribosome. The record is from RefSeq and is a predicted model, not a curated record.